AUGAUUUCACUUAAGCAAAUAUCUGCAAUAUGUAUGAGUCUCAGUGUUGGAGUUUCUGGCAUUGUUGCAGGAUAUGUUGUCGAUAAAUAUUAUGUGAAACCAUUUGAACUUACUUUUAGAGACAAAAGUGCUCUCUAUGGUAAGAGUCCCGAAGAAAGAGGUGAACCAUCCUGUCUGUACUAA
Molecule: messenger RNA, 183 nt
Organism: Pediculus humanus corporis (human body louse)
Lineage: Eukaryota; Metazoa; Arthropoda; Insecta; Psocodea; Pediculidae
Product: NADH-Ubiquinone oxidoreductase MNLL subunit
Exons: 2
Coding region: 1-183 (60 amino acids)
Source: RefSeq, a predicted model, not a curated record